AUGGAUCAUUGGACUGAAUUAAUAAAUCGUGAGUAUGGAGCUGGAGCAGACGAAGGUAAGGAAGAUGGAACGACUUCGACCAUGGACGGUGCAGAGGGCAAAGUGGAUGAGGAAACACAACAACCAAGUACAUUCGUCCCGCUAAACCUCCAAAAUCUGUACGUCGAGAUACGAAGCGACGAAGGGUUUUAA
Messenger RNA from Arabis nemorensis, 192 nucleotides. The record is from the annotation of a GenBank genome assembly. NCBI's taxonomy places the organism in Eukaryota, Viridiplantae, Streptophyta, Magnoliopsida, Brassicales, Brassicaceae.